CUCGCGCAGUGAGCUUGAGUCUGUCGAGUCGGGCGUCAUUAAGGGUGCGCGCGCUCUCAUAGUGGUUUAGGGACAGCAACAUCCACAGAUGCUCAAUGAAGCAGUCACUGGGAUUUUAUUAGGUUAACUCUGUAGUGCAAAACUAAUAUGGACAAAGGGUUGCGAUUGUACAGGUAGUGCGCAUAGAAGGAACUUCAUCGCGGAUGCGCCAGGAGCGCGCAGACUGUCCAAACCUAUCCAAACCUUUAAUCGCCUCGCGUCCUUUCUUCCGGAGUUUAACAGACUUAAACACACGGAAAUAAGUUUAAUCUUAACAAAAAUGACCACAGAUAUAACCUUGGUGCCUCCACCGAUACGCGCAUCAUUUAGUGGUUUGUAAGUAAGCGCUGAUGUUUGGAGUAGGCUAAACGUGCGCAAUUCCGGAGCUGAUUCGAAGUGAGUCGUUUGGAUUUUGGCUGUGUUGGAAAUGCGCAUCAUGGUGUUUUUAAACCCCUUAAAGAAGGUGUGUGUCGACUGUGCGGUUGUUUUAUUCUGCCUGGCCGUAAUGUGUGAACUCGUUUGGGCUCAGAAUGACACGGAACCCAUCGUCCUGGAGGGAAAAUGUCUGGUGGUGUGUGACUCGAACCCCGCCGACUCGAAGAGCUCGUCCUCACCGCUUGGCAUCUCCCUGCGCGCUGCCAACUCCAAAGUGGCUUUCUCUGCUGUCCGCAGCAACAACCACGAGCCGUCAGAGAUGAGCAACAAAACACGAAUUAUAUAUUUCGACCAGGUCCUUGUCAACGUAGGAGACUAUUUCACCUUGCAAUCGGUGUUUCUGUGUCCACGGAAAGGAAUCUACAGCUUUAACUUCCACGUUAUUAAAGUUUACCAGAGCCAGACAAUCCAAGUGAAUUUAAUGUUAAAUGGAAAACCAGUCAUCUCUGCUUUCGCCGGGGAUAAAGACGUCACGCGUGAAGCAGCCACCAAUGGGGUUCUCCUGCAUCUCAAUAAAGAAGACAAGGUUUACCUGAAGCUAGAGAAAGGGAAUCUGGUAGGUGGAUGGCAAUACUCCACCUUCUCUGGUUUUUUGGUUUUUCCACUGUAAAGCACAUUAAAAACUGCCGCCGUUAUUGUCCGACAAACCUACUACGUCAUCGCGUAAGCAGUCCUUCAGUGUUAUCUGGAGGCGGCCGAAUGGAUUCAUAACUCCAGCUCAUUCAACUGUCGUCUAAAGACUACUGGAAAAAGCUUUUGUGACAAUGAAUCUGAAGACUGCUGUGCAAUAUCUCCCAUCAUCUUCAUAGACCAGCAGGUCCAUCGUAACUCUGUUGGUUUAGUAAGUGAUGUCAACGUUUUUGUGUCAGAUGUCUGGGAGCAUCCGUUACGUUUUCGUGAUUAAAAAUGACAGCGCCAAACCCCAUUGAAAAAAGGUGAUUAUUGAUCUUAACGCAGACACGAGAGAAAACAUUGACUCAUUUUUGUAGCUGAGAGGUGUUAGCGGGAAUUUUUGUGUGAUCACUCAUUGACUUCACGCAGUGUUUGUUUUAACAGAUUCUUUGACGGCAUAUGACACAUCAUAAUGGGUGUAAAGGUGCCAAUUAGUUCAGACAAGCUGCUGAAACACCAGCAGAGUAACUCAUUAACAUGAAGACGUUAUGCAUAUCAACGCAGUCAUAAUGAAUUUGUGUUUUCUGUAAUGAUCAUAACUUGACCUAUAGGGUUUUGAUCUUAGGGGGGCGGGGUGAACUGUUCCUUUAAAGUCUUUGGUUUGGAUCUGAGCAUUCAGUUUAUAACCUUAACAGCAGGUUGUGACCCUGGACAACAAAACCAGUCAAAAGUUGCACGGGUAUAUUUAAAGAGUUUGGUUCAAAAACGCGAUAAAAGCCAUACACUCUAAAAAUGGCUGGGUUAUUUUGGAUCCAUAAUGGGUAAAUAUUGGACAGA
Molecule: messenger RNA, 1923 nt
Organism: Misgurnus anguillicaudatus (oriental weatherfish)
Lineage: Eukaryota; Metazoa; Chordata; Actinopteri; Cypriniformes; Cobitidae
Gene: cbln4
Product: cerebellin 4 precursor
Cellular component (GO): synapse
Molecular function (GO): protein binding
Source: RefSeq, a predicted model, not a curated record